GAGAUCUGCUUCUCCUUGCUCUCAGGUCUGGCAGCUUUUCUCCGUCCCGUCGAAUCCAGGUUUCUCGCCAUUCGCAGCAAGAUUCCCGUGGUUCAUUACAACAGAGCGGGAUCUGACCUGGUCUAGUCCUAAAUAGCCGGCCUGAUCUCGACUGACAAGUUUCGUUUCCUAAAUCGCCCGACUCGCGUGCCUGACGUUACUUUCAAGCUUCAACGAUGGCUGUCUCUGGAAUGGGAGACGGUCGCCUUCCUGGGGGCGAUCGGCUUUUCAAUGAAGCUGCGACGGAGGAGAAGGGCGAACGCGCCAGACUGUCGUCGUUCGUGGGAGCCAUGGCCAUCUCCGAUCUCGUCAAAUCGACGCUUGGGCCCAAGGGAAUGGACAAGAUUCUGCAGUCCACGAGCCGAGGGGGCGGACUGAUGGUCACGAAUGACGGAGCGACCAUUCUCAAGGCUCUUCAUAUCGACAAUCCUGCUGCCAAAGUUCUUGUUGACAUCUCCAAGGUGCAGGACGACGAGGUGGGCGACGGCACGACGUCGGUGGUGGUGCUGGCAGGGGAGCUGCUGAGAGAGGCGGAGAAGCUGGUCACGGCGAGGAUUCACCCCAUGACCAUCAUCUCAGGUUACCGCAUGGCCCUUGACUGCGCACGGGAGGUGCUAAUCAGCAAGAGCAGAGACCACAAGGAUGAUCCGGCGAGGUUCAGGGAGGAUCUGCUGCGUAUUGCCAAGACGACCCUGAGCUCCAAGAUUCUGUCGCAGGACAAGGAGCACUUCGCCACCCUGGCAGUGGACGCGGUGCUGCGCCUCAAGGGCAGCACCAACCUGGAGGCCAUCCAGAUCAUCAAGAAGGCGGGCGGGGCGCUGUCAGACUCGUAUCUGGAUGAAGGAUUCAUUUUGGACAAGAAGAUCGGAGUCGGUCAGCCGAAAAGAAUCGAGAAUGCUAAGAUCCUCGUGGCGAACACAGCGAUGGACACAGAUAAGGUCAAGAUCUACGGUGCGCGCGUGCGCGUGGACGGGAUGGCGAAGGUGGCAGAGAUCGAAGCGGCCGAGAAGGCCAAGAUGCGGCAGAAGGUGGAGCGGAUCAUCUCGCACGGCAUCAACUGCUUCAUCAACCGCCAGCUGAUCUACAACUUCCCCGAGGAGCUCUUUUCCGACGCAGGGGUGAUGGCGAUCGAGCACGCGGACUUCGAGGGGAUCGAGCGGUUGGCGCUGGUGACGGGCGGCGAGAUCGCGAGCACGUUUGAGGACCCGGCCGGGGUGAAGCUGGGUCAGUGCAAGCUGAUAGAGGAGAUCAUGAUUGGGGAGGACCGCCUGAUUCGAUUCUCAGGGGUGGCCAUGGGAGAGGCAUGCACCAUCGUGCUCCGAGGAGCCAGCUCGCACGUGUUGGACGAGGCGGAGCGUUCCCUGCACGACGCGCUGUGUGUGCUGACAGCCACAGUGGCGGACAGCAGAGUGGUGUGGGGCGGGGGCUGGCCCGAAGUCAUGAUGGCCACCCGGGUGGAUGAUUUGGCUCGCCGCACUCCAGGCAAGCGUGCUCUAGCCGUGGAGUCGUUUGCGUCGGCCCUGCGUGCCAUCCCCUCCAUCAUCUCCGACAACGCUGGCCUCGACAGUGCCGAGCUGGUGGCGCAAUUGAGGGCCGCUCAUGCGGAUGAUGCUAGCCGGGCGGGCAUUGACGUCAUCACGGGGCAGGCCGGGGACAUGGAGGAGUGUGGCAUCUACGAGUCACUCAAGGUGAAGCAGGCCGUGCUGAUGUCAGCAACAGAAGCAGCAGAGAUGAUCCUGCGUGUUGAUGACAUCAUCACCAAUGCUCCCAGGAGGCGUGAGGAGAGGAUGUGAGAAAUGCUUUCGAUUGAGACCAUCUCACAACAUGCUUCCAUACAAGAAAAGGAUUCCCUUAAACAUGAAAGCUCUUACCUAUGGUUUGACUGGGGUAGCUGAGGCUUGUUAGUAGAUGGCUGACUUAGGCUGAUUUGUAGUGGGAAAAUACUGUAGUGUACCUGCUCAAAUUUAUUGCCACCACCUGUGGAGGGGAUUGGAUUCAGCUUUCCACUUGCGAGAAAUUACUGACAAACCG
Molecule: messenger RNA, 2070 nt
Organism: Closterium sp. NIES-67
Lineage: Eukaryota; Viridiplantae; Streptophyta; Zygnematophyceae; Desmidiales; Closteriaceae
Source: the annotation of a GenBank genome assembly